AUAAUUUUCUGUUUUGCUUUUCUUUCCCACUAUCUUUUUUACUUUAUUUUCUGACAAAAUUUCUGCCUUUUAUUCCCCUUUUCCCCUGGUUCCUCUCUGAGAGGAUCCUUGCUGAGAAUUAGGGUGAAGCAGGUAAAUUGGAAGAAGAAGGGAGAGAGAGAUGAAUUGUUUUCCCGAUGAGGUGAUUGAGCACAUAUUUAACUAUGUGACUUGGCAUAGGGACAGGAAUGCUGUGUCUUUGGUGUGCAAAAGCUGGUAUAGGUUAGAGAGAUGCGGUAGAAAGAGUGUGUUAAUAGGGAACUGUUACUCCACAAGUCCUGAGAGAGUGAUAGAGAGGUUUCCACGGUUAAAGUCCUUAACUUUGAAGGGAAAACCUCAUUUUGCGGAUUUUAAUCUGGUUCCUCUUGGUUGGGGUGGUUUUGUGUAUCCUUGGAUUGAAGCACUGGCCAAGAGUAGGGUUGAUUUAGAGGAACUGAUGUUGAAGAGGAUGGUGGUCACCGAUGAGAGCCUUGAGCUACUUUCGCUUUGCUUUAUGAAUUUCAAGUCGUUGGUUCUUGUUGGCUGUGAAGGGUUCACCACCGUUGGUCUUGCAGCUAUAGCUGCAAAUUGUAGGUUUCUUAAGGUGCUGGAUUUGCAGGAAAAUGAAGUCGAUGACCACAAAGGCCAGUGGCUAAGCUGCUUUCCUGAUUGGUGUACAUCACUUGUCUCUCUUAAAUUUGAUUGCCUUAAAGGGGAGAUUAAUCUGGGAGCUCUUGAGAGACUUGUGGCCAGAUCUCCUAACCUUAAGAGUUUAAGGUUAAACCAUACUGUGCCCCUUGGUGCGCUCCAAAGGAUAUUGAUGCUAGCACCUCAGCUAGUGGACUUGGGUAUUGGGUCAUUUAUCCAUGAUCCAGAUUCUGACGACUUCAUUAAGUUAAAGAAUACCAUUUUGAAGUGCAAGUCAAUAUCCAGUUUGUCAGGAUUUUUUGAGGUUAAUCCACACUGCCUUUCAGCUAUAUAUCCUAUUUGCUCAAACUUAACAGCCUUGAAUCUGAGCUACGCAGCAGGGAUUCUGAGCAGAGAGCUAAGAAAAAUAAUUCGCCACUGCAGAAAACUUCAGCAUUUAUGGAUAAUGGAUUGCAUUGGAGACAAAGGACUAGGAGUUGUAGCUUCCACAUGUAAAGAUUUGCAAGAACUAAGGGUUUUUCCAUCUGUUCUUAUCGGUGGGAAUGGCCCUAUAGGGGUCUCAGAAAAAGGACUUGUUGCAAUCUCUAUGGGUUGCCCUAAACUUCACUCAUUGCUCUACUUCUGCCAGCAGAUGACAAAUGCUGCGCUCAUAACCGUGGCUAAGAACUGCCCAAAUUUCAUCCGCUUUAGGUUGUGUAUCCUGGAACCAACAAAACCUGAUCCUCAUACAAUGCAGCCACUGGACGAAGGUUUUGGUGCAAUCGUUCAGUCUUGCAAGCGACUCCGGCGGCUGUCACUCUCCGGCUGGCUGACCGAUCGAGUUUUCCUUUACAUUGGGGUGUAUGCCGAGCAGCUUGAAAUGCUGUCUAUUGCAUUUGCUGGAGAAAGUGACAAGGGAUUGCUGUAUGUGCUGAAUGGAUGUGCCAAACUUCGCAAGCUUGAGAUAAGAGAUUGCCCUUUUGGUGACAUUGCACUUCUGAACGACAUAGACAAGUAUGAAACCAUGCGAUCCCUCUGGAUGUCGUCGUGUGAUGUUACUGUCGGAGCCUGCAAGGCACUGGCUGCAAAGAUGCCAAGACUAAAUGUGGAGAUCUUUAAUGAAAAUGAACUAUUAGAUUGUGGUGUGGAUGAUGCACAGAAAGUAGAGAAGAUGUACUUGUAUAGAACAUUGGCUGGGAAAAGGAAAGAUGCACCAGAAUAUGUAUGGAGUGUGUAGGUGCUCUUUGCAUAUUUUUAGUUUCUUGUUUUUUAGCACUUUCACUUUAUUCGCUUCACUGAUAAAUGCAAUUUUAGCCGGGUUCAGUGUUUUGUUUUGUUAAUCAUAGCUUUUGCAUGCUU
Abrus precatorius (Indian licorice) is the source of this 2004-nucleotide messenger RNA. RefSeq names its product protein AUXIN SIGNALING F-BOX 2-like. The record is from RefSeq and is a predicted model, not a curated record. The transcript has 4 exons. NCBI's taxonomy places the organism in Eukaryota, Viridiplantae, Streptophyta, Magnoliopsida, Fabales, Fabaceae. Gene Ontology annotation, biological process: SCF-dependent proteasomal ubiquitin-dependent protein catabolic process. Gene Ontology annotation, molecular function: protein binding. Gene Ontology annotation, cellular component: SCF ubiquitin ligase complex. Bases 161 to 1882 code for a protein of 573 amino acids.